Messenger RNA from Exophiala aquamarina CBS 119918, 1386 nucleotides. Its product is annotated as acetyl-CoA acyltransferase. Gene Ontology annotation, molecular function: acyltransferase activity, transferring groups other than amino-acyl groups. The transcript has 2 exons. Lineage: Eukaryota; Fungi; Ascomycota; Eurotiomycetes; Chaetothyriales; Herpotrichiellaceae. Bases 1 to 1386 code for a protein of 461 amino acids. The record is from RefSeq and is a predicted model, not a curated record.
AUGGCCCCUAAAUCCCAGACCAACGCCUACGUACUAGGCGUUGGCAUGACCAAGUUCAUCAAGCCGCGUCGACUCCGCCCGUACACUGAACUAGGAUUUGAAGCUGGAGCCAAAGCGCUCCUGGACGCCGGCAUCACAUAUGACGAUGUUGAGACUGGCAUUGCUUGCUAUUGCUACGGUGACACCACCUCCGGCCAACGUAUUUUCUAUCAAUUCGGCAUGACCAACAUCCCCAUCUACAACACCAAUAAUGCCUGUGCCACGGGUUCAACCGGCUUACAACUGGCGAGGACACUGGUGAAAGGCGGAGUGGUUGACUGCGCUAUGGUCAUCGGCUUUGACACCAUGAAUCCUGGGAGCAUUAAAUCUGUUUGGAACGACAGACCGAGCCCAAUGGGUCUCGGUACUAAGAUUAUGGAAGAGACUUAUGGCAAACACGAUUCUCCCAGAAAUGCCCAGUUUUUCGCCAACGCUGGGCGGGAAUAUAUGCAGAAAUACGGUGCUGAACCCCGUGACUUUGCGGAAAUCGGCCGCGUCUCCCAUGAGCACUCGUCCCGCAAUCCAUAUGCGCAAUUCAAUCAAGUAUACACUCUCGAGGAGAUCGAGAAAUCGCCCAUGAUUCACUUCCCGAUCACGAAACUCCAAUGUAGUCCAACCUCGGACGGAUCUGGGUCUGCAAUUAUCGUCUCACAGAAAUUCCUCGAUGAGAGACCUCACCUGAAGUCGAAAGCAAUCCUCAUCGCUGGACAGAGCCUAAUGACGGACUCACCUAAACUCUAUUCUCGCAGUGCGAUGGACCUAGUCGGAUAUGAAAUGGCUAAGUCAGCUGGAAAGGCCGCGCUGGCUGAGGCUGGCGUCAACGCUAAAGACAUUAAAGUUUGCGAAAUGCACGAUUGCUUUAGUGCGAACGAGCUCAUCACCCUUGAAGCACUCGGUUUCUGUGACGAGGGCAAGGCCCACCAUAUGGUAAGAAAUGGCGAUAUUACCUAUGGUGGGCAAGUCGUGAUCAACCCAUCAGGCGGACUGAUCUCCAAGGGCCACCCACUGGGCGCCACCGGGUUGGCCCAGUGCUGUGAAUUGACAUGGCAACUUCGAGGAUGGGCCAACAAUGGCCGUCUUGUCAAGAACGUCGACGCUGCGUUGCAGCACAAUCUCGGUCUAGGAGGCGCAGUCGUUGUUACCGUCUACAAGCGUGCAGAUGGCAAGAAGAAUACAGACGUUAGUGUCAGUGAUUCUGAAAUCGCCAAGUCGAGCGGCUUGGGAUACAAUCCUGCCAUUGAAGCAAGGCAGAUCACCAGUGAGGUCGCUGAGAAGGUUAGAAGCAAGAACUUCAAAUCCGAAUAUGCGCUGGGGGAUACACCCGAGAGAUUGCAAGCCAGAUUGUAA